This is a messenger RNA of Esox lucius (northern pike), 2979 nucleotides long. Its product is annotated as putative nuclease HARBI1. Bases 171 to 1916 code for a protein of 581 amino acids. The transcript has 5 exons. NCBI's taxonomy places the organism in Eukaryota, Metazoa, Chordata, Actinopteri, Esociformes, Esocidae. The record is from RefSeq and is a predicted model, not a curated record.
UUCGUCAAUAGCUCCUCCCCAAAUAGGAAGUGGUGCCAACCAUUAUGUUUGCCAUUGUUUACAAAAACUAAGGUACGGGUAAAGAAAAACGUGGAUACGAGUAGCAUUUGAUUAGAACAAAAAGUUCUCACCUCAUUGGUUAAUGAACAUAGUUGUAGAUUUAUUAUCAAAUGACGAUGGAGAAUGCUUCCCGCUUUCAAAAUCAGUUAACAUGUCUCAUGAACGCGGUAGUGAGGGCAGCGGUUGUAGAAAUAGUCCGACUUGUAGAAAAUAACUCAGUGACUUUACGCCAAGAGUUGUCAAAGAGUAACCUGGAGAACGAAGCGUUGAAAGUCGAGAACGAAUCGAAUAAAAAGAAGCUUCAGAUUUUGGAAUCAAAGCUGUCGAUAUCGAUAGCUGCCCAGCCGUUGUCAGAUGGUCUUCGUCAUGCAACUGAAGCUGGUGGCAGAAAAGAUGAUUUUGACCACACGAAAGAAAGGGGAAAACCUAGUGCCGAGAUAACUGGUGCCGGGCCACAGUCUCAGGAGCGUGCAGUCCAAUCCCAGCAGACUAUGAAAAAAGAGGUAGGGGAGGGGCUGAGAGUUGUUGCCAUGGAGAAGGAUGGGAUGAAAGUAAUUGGCAUCAAGAAGGAACUCCGUGACGCCCCAGAACAGGAAAUACCAUCUCCUAUGAAGGAUGAGCAGCUCUGUCCCAAAGUUGACAUGGUGUAUGGUAAAGAGUGGAGCCAAAGCCUGUGGCGAGAUGGAAGAGAGAAAGCAGGAGACAGUGAUGAUGGAACGGAAAAAGAAGAAGCUCCAGGAACCUCAAUGACCCAGCAUCAGAACGGAAGUCUUCUUCAUUGCAGUAAGCUGAAUCCCUCCACUCCAAUCCUCAAAGUCUUCUGCGACCCUGAACAAGACACGUAUCCCGACUACCGUCUAAAGAGGGAAUCUCUGAAUUGCCUGUUCUCCUUGUCCCUGACCGGUAAAAACAGACAGACUGUGACAUUCAAAAUCCUUGUCUUUAUCUACUGGUUGGCCCACGGGACCUCCUUUAAAACUGUCUCGGAAACCUUCGGCAUCCCUCUGUCCACUGCUGCCAGCAUCGUUCGUGAUGUUGCCGAUAAACUGAUUAAACUCUCCUCCAAGAUGGUAAACAAGCAAUCGCCAGAGGAGCUGGCCCUCACAGUGGCCGGCUUUGGGAAACUGGCCCGUCACCCGAUGUUUGGAAAAGCUGUUGGGGCUAUUGGUGGGUGCCACGUCAGGGUCAAGGUCCCCGAUGCUCCCGAGAGGCCCCUCCCCACCAUCAACUUCCAAGGGGUUUGUGACCACACCGGUCGCUUCAUCGACGUCUUUGCCGGGCUCCCUGGGUCUAUGACUGACAUGGGGGUUCUAAGACACAGUCCCCUUUACAAAAUGGCCCUUUACCCUCCCCCUGGACACUUUGUCUUGGGCAACGGCGAGUACCACUGCCUCCAGACGCCCAUGUGCCUCAUCACGCCCUACCCAAAGUCGGACCGCCACCCGAUGCACGUCGAGUUCAACCGACACCAUGCCUUGGCCUUCUCUGCCAUUGAGAGGGCCUUUGGCAUCAUGAAGAAGCGCUGGACCGCCGUCUUCCUUCAGCCCCUUGAGCUCCAUCCUAGCUUUGUCCCCAAAGUGCUGGCGGUGUGCACGCUGCUUCACAACAUCUGCCUCAGUGUGGGAGAUGUGCUGGAGCCGGUGAAAAUGGACAAAAGCAAGGUGACAGAGGUUCAGAAGGAGCGGCUGGCGCCAAAUGAGACCAGCGGGGAGGGGUUGAGGGACAGUUUGGCAAAACAGAUGUCUACAAUGACGUGCCUGGCCACAGUGGGAAUUGUUGAAAGUACAGCCUCCGCGGCAAACGCCAUGACAGUGCAGAGAGAACAUGCGUACAACAUGGUGGUGAUGGAACGUUGACUGAUUACAGUGGGUGGGGCAGAAUAAAUCACCAUCAAUGACCAUGUUACCAUCCAAGUGGUGACCAGUUUUCUAAAAAAUAAAUCUACAUUUCCCAACUGUCUCGUUUACUCGUUUUCAUGUACAGAAUAAAAAUCUAAAGUUUGAAUUUCCUUUGCAUAGGCUACAUGAAGAGGUUAUUAUAGAUAAGAAACCUUUUUUUAUUUGUUAAAUGGCAGAAUGAAUCACCCCACGUUAACUUUCCACACUGUGAAGUGCCUACACACAGUGCCUUCGGAAAGUAUUCAUACCCCUUCGCUUGCUGAAAAUGUUGUUGUGUUGUAGACCUAAAAUCUCAUUGUUUACCUUUAUUUGUCUGUAAAUCUACCCAGCCUUCUUGGCAAAAUUGCUCAAGCUUUGUUAAGUUGGAUGGGCAUACUACUGCAAUUCGAUUUAGUUUUUGUAAUUUAGAAGGUUAAGAUGUUUAGUGGCAUAAACUCCCAAUUUAAUCUAUUUUCAUUUAAUUUUGUUACAGUAAAAUGUGGAAAAACUCCAAGGGGGGCAUACCUUUAGUAGAACCACUGAUGUUUGAUUUUGGUCCCUUCACACCAGAGAAUCUUUUCUCAUGCUCUUGAGUGUCCGUUAGGUGGCAUGUCCUAUGCCGUUUACUGAGUGGCUUCCAUCUAUCCACUCUACCAUAAAGGCCUGAUUGAUUGAGAUCUGCAGAAAUGGCUGUCCUUCUGGCACCUUUCCCAAUCUCUACAGAGCAACUGCUUUUGCAGCCAGUUCUCUGUUGUGAAGCCCACUGUGCCCUUGGGAUAUUUCAAAGCUUUUGCAAUAUUUUAAAUAACCUUCCGGAGAUCUAUGUUAUGACACUUUUUUUUUGUAGAUCUAGUUGUUUGGACUUCUGGGUUUGGCUUUGGUUCUGACAUGCACUGUGAAGUGGGGGGCCUUUAUGUCGACAGAUGUAUGCCUUUCUAAAUUCUGUCUGAACUAUUGAAUAUGACACUGGUGGACUCUAAUCAAGUUCUGGAAACAUCUGAACAACAUUAAAAUAACACAGAAUUAGGGGGGAAUGGGGGGG